GGGCGGAAAAGACAACAGGGCCACCGGGAGGCGGGCCCUCCUGCUGCUGGACACCCCGGACUGGCUGGCACAGCACGGGCUGCACAGCAAGGACCCCGAAGAGGGCUGCCCGGUCGAAUGCCUAAAGGACCCCGCUUGGCCCGAAAGGCUAGCUAUCGCAGUGCCUGGUGGCCGGGCCCCGCGGCGGGAGGACCAGGUGACUCGUAUCCGAACUCCACCCGGGGCUCCCAAAUAGCCCAGACUCUGGAGCGGAUUUAGGCCUCGGAGGGAGAUGACCUCGAUCUUGCGGAGCCCGCAGGCUCUCCAGCUCACUCUGGCCCUCAUCAAGCCUGAUGCAGUUGCUCACCCCCUGAUUCUGGAGGCUGUUCAUCAGCAGAUUCUGAGCAACAAGUUCCUUAUUGUGCGAAUGAGAGAACUUCUAUGGAGAAAGGAAGACUGCCAGAAGUUUUACCGAGAGCAUGAAGGACGUUUUUUCUAUCAGCGGCUGGUGGAGUUCAUGGCCAGUGGGCCGAUCCGAGCCUACAUCCUCGCCCACAAGGACGCCAUCCAGCUCUGGAGGACCGUGAUGGGACCCACCAGAGUGUUUCGGGCACGCCACGUGGCCCCAGAUUCAAUUCGUGGGAGUUUUGGCCUCACCGACACCCGUAACACAACCCACGGCUCAGUGAACAGCGCUGGUACGAGGAGGAGGAGCCCCAGUUGCGCUGUGGCCCUGUGCACUACAGUCCCGAGGGUGGCAUCCACUUUGCUGCUCCAGCAGGAGGCCCGGGGCCAGCCUGACACAGGCCUUAAGAGAAACCACCGCGAUGAGAAGUCCGUGCACCGCAACUAGAGAGGAGCCCCCGCUCACUGCCACUGGAGAAAGCCCACGCAGCAAUGAAGACCUAGUGCAACCAAACAUAAAUGAAUAUAUAUAUAUCCGUAAUGUUCAGAGUAAAAGCCAAGCCCUGAGUGGCCCACUAGGUUCCACAUUCUUUCAUAACCUACUGGCUUUCUGACUCCAUCUGUACUCUGCCCUUCGUUCACUCCAGUCUGAGCUGCAUUGACCUCUGUCCUGCUGCUGUGCAGACUGGGUCCUAUGUCUGGAACACCCUUCUCCCAGAUAUACUACUGGUGUAUCCCAAGGACACAGAACUGGACUUAACAUUUAAUAGUUAAUAAACACUUUUGAGUGAACGAGUGAUAGGAGCAGAGUUAAUUAAGAACGAACAUGAAAAGUUAGACAGAAGACAGACACAUGUUCUGUUCUCAACACUGUUAGAAUCAAAGGCUCCUUGUCAUAGUCUAUGUUUUGUAACAUCUCAUUUACUGUCUUGAAAUGAGAUUCAUAUUGAAUAAAAUGUCCCCAUACACAGCAUUUAAAAAAUAGUGCCCUAACCAAAAUAUA
Cervus elaphus (red deer) is the source of this 1387-nucleotide messenger RNA. Its product is annotated as nucleoside diphosphate kinase 6. The record is from RefSeq and is a predicted model, not a curated record. Gene Ontology annotation, biological process: UTP biosynthetic process; GTP biosynthetic process; CTP biosynthetic process. The coding region runs from base 272 to 832 and encodes 186 amino acids. NCBI's taxonomy places the organism in Eukaryota, Metazoa, Chordata, Mammalia, Artiodactyla, Cervidae. Gene Ontology annotation, molecular function: nucleoside diphosphate kinase activity. The transcript has 7 exons.